AUGUCUCAGUUGUACAAAUCGGAUCUCAAGGACGACUUCGUCGACACCACGCUAGAGGAAAAACGGCUCCACGAGAACAAAACCCACGAAAAGUACUGGCUCAAAUGGGGCCCCUACCUCAGCGAAAGGGCGUGGGCCACCGUCAGAGAGGACUACUCGCUCAACGGCGACGCAUGGUCCGACUUCCCCUUCGAACACGCAGCGUCGCGUGUGUUCCGAUGGGGUGAAGACGGCAUCUUUGGCGUCUCUGACAACCGACAGCUCAUCUGCCUCAGCCUGGCAAUGUGGAAUGGCCACGACGACAUUCUCAAAGAGCGCAUGUUUGGCGUAACGGGCCCCCAGGGAAACCACGGCGAGGACGUCAAAGAGCUCUACUAUUAUCUCGAUAGCACUCCCACACACUCGUACAUGAAGGCCCUCUACAAGUACCCCUUCGCGCGCCCGUUCCCUUACAAGGAGCUUGUGGAAGAGAACGGAAAGCGUGGCUACCAAGAUCGCGAGUUCGAGAUCUACGAGAUCGACAACCUCUUCACCAGCGAGGAACAUGGCGACAAGCCCUACUUCGACGUGGUGUUCGAGAUGGCAAAAGACGACGAAAACCCCAACGAACUGAACUUCCGUAUCACCGCCUACAACCGAAGCGACAAGCGCGCCGGAGAACUCUAUCUCAUCCCCCAAGUUUUCUUCAGAAACACCUGGAGUUGGUGUCGGAAAACCGCCCACAGACCUUCUCUGCAACAGGGUGGAGCCAAUUUCAUCAGCCUAGACUCCGAGAAAUAUGGCAAAAGAACUGCAAUCUUCGCGCCUUCUCCUGGUGGCUUCGACGAUGACGAUAUGGACACCGAUGACAUUGAGCCUCAAUUGCUGUUCACAGAAAACGAGUCCAAUUUGGAAAAACUGUUCGACAGCGGGCCAAACCCUGCGCGUUUUGCCAAGGACGCGUUUCAUGAUUACAUCAUCGACGGCAAAGCUGAUGCUGUAAACCCGGACAAGGAAGGCACCAAGAGUUGCGCCGUUUAUCACUUCCCCAAAGUACCUCCGGGCGAGUACGUCACAGUCAGAUACAAGUUCACAGACCAGGAUCUUUCCCAAUGUGAAGGGGACGAAUUGGUCAUCGAUGAAGAAGAGUUUGACGCAGUCUUUGACCGUCGCGAAGAGGAGGCCGACAACUUCUACUGGAAGAUUACACCUUUGCACAUUAGCAACGAGUUGAGGCGUGUCCAAAGACAAGCAUUCGCAGGCCUUAUGUGGUCCAAACAAUUUUACCAUUUCAUUCAAGACCAAUGGUACAACGGAGACCCAAGCGUCAAACCACGUCCACCUCCAAACCGCGCAAAUGGCAGAAACAAGGACUGGAAACAUAUGUACACCGACGACAUUUUGUCUCUCCCAGACAAAUGGGAGUACCCAUUUUUUGCCUCUUGGGAUACAGCAUUCCACUGCAUCCCCUUGGCCAUGAUCGAUCCCGAGUUUGCUAAAAGGCAACUGGAUUUGCUGACACGCGAGUGGUACAUGCACCCCAAUGGCCAGAUUCCCGCUUACGAAUGGAAUUUUAGCGAUGUCAACCCGCCAGUUCAUGCGUGGGCCGUCUAUCGUGUAUUCAAGAUCGAAAGAAACAUGUACAAGCGUGAGGACCGUGUGUUUUUGGAGCGUGUCUUCCAGAAAUUGCUUUUGAACUUCACAUGGUGGGUUAACCGUAAGGACUCGCACGGCCAAAAUAUCUUCGAAGGUGGUUUUCUGGGACUAGAUAAUAUUGGUCUCUUUAACAGGUCCGAACCGUUACCAACAGGUGGCACUUUGGAACAAGCAGACUCUACUGGCUGGAUGGCAUUUUUCAGUCUACAGAUGUUGAACAUAGCGCUAGAACUUGCCAAGCAAAAUCCAGUUUAUGAAGAUAUCGCAUCCAAGUUUUUUGAGCAUUUUAUCCUUAUAAGUGAUGCAAUGUCAUUCCAUUAUGUGAAGGAUACCACACAGGACGAAUUUCAAGAAGAAAUCAAAGAAUCUUUAUGGAAUGAAGAGGAUGAAUUCUAUUAUGACGCGAUAUCUUGGGGAGGCCCCUUUAAGCAACAAUUACCUAUCAGAUCUCUUGUUGGAUUGAUUCCUUUGUAUGCCUGUAUGACGUUGGAGCCCCAAAUAUUAGAUAAAUUCCCCAGCUUCAAAAAGCGAGUAGACUGGUUCAUUAAUAAUAAAGGUGACAUUUUUGGUCGUAACAUAGCCUCCAUGAAAACGAGAGGUAUAGGCGAAAGGCUACUACUUUCCCUUGUUACAAAGGAAAGACUAGUUGCAAUUUUGCGCAGAAUGCUUGACGAAACUGAGUUUCUGUCAGACUACGGAAUUAGAUCCUUAUCCAAGUACCACGAGGAACAUCCAUUUGCAAUGGAUGUUGAUGGCGUCAAAUAUACUGUAAAAUAUUUACCUGGUGAAUCUGAUUCAGGCAUGUUUGGAGGGAACUCAAAUUGGAGGGGCCCCAUUUGGUUUCCAACCAAUUUCCUUUUGAUCGAAUCUCUCCAAAGGUUUUUCCUCUAUUACGGACCAGACUUUAAGGUGGAAUGUCCUGUGGGGUCAGGAACCUUCUUGAACCUUGCUGAAAUAGCCGAGGAACUAGAACAUAGGUUAACACACUUGUUUAUGCCCGAUGAAAAUGGUUUACGUGCGUGCUACUAUGGAGAGCAUCAAGAGAUGCUCUCUAAAGACGAAUAUUUCAAAGAUUUAGUUCCAUUUUUUGAGUACUUCGAUGGUGACACAGGUAGAGGUCUCGGGGCUUCACACCAAUGUGGCUGGACCGCAGUGAUUGCAAAAUGGAUUCAUGAUGCUGGUAUAUCAUGUAUUCGGUUGCCUCGUACAUCUAGAAGCUCUGUGUCACGGGCCAGUAUUGUGUCUGAAUCUUCAACGCCUACUGAACGUCCCUCGAUGCCUGUGAAGAUGACAAGACGGAAGUCUGCCAAAUCGCUUGUAAAUCUUACCGCUACACUUCUUGAUUUGACUGAGGAGGAAAAGAUGAUGCACAGAAUUGGGAGCGUGCCACAGGGCUUGUCGCCAAAGACAAGUAACACUGAAUCAAAGGAAAGCUCGGCUCCUUCGGAAGAGAAAGUAGACAAGAAACAAGAAGAGUCGUCUAUAACAGGUGUUGAACACAAUCCAAGCACCCAUGAGUCGGAAGCAAAGGUCAUCAGUAAGUUGAAGCAAAGGAUUAACAAAUUCCGACUAAAUCCCGAACCCGAGAGCCGGACUGAUAAGGAAGAGCUGAUGACAGACAAAUAG
Messenger RNA from Lachancea fermentati, 3261 nucleotides. The record is from the annotation of a GenBank genome assembly. Lineage: Eukaryota; Fungi; Ascomycota; Saccharomycetes; Saccharomycetales; Saccharomycetaceae.